AAAGAAUCAAAAAGGCGAAAAGAAAGAAAAAAAAAGCAAAAAGAGAGAGAGAGAGAAGAAGAAGUGAGACUUGUGUUCUUACGGUGUUUAUAGCUUCUUUGUUUUGUCUUUUAGGUUCUUGCCUUUUUCCAAUCAAUCAGACCAAUCCCUCCUUCACUUUUAGCAUCUUCUUCUUCUUUCAUCUUAUUCUCUUUCCUUGUCUUUAUAUAUCUGGGAAUUUUCUUCAAUCGAUUCCUCUUUGUUGUAAUCACAAAUAGAGAGAGAGAGAUAUGUAUAAUCAGUUGGCGAUAUCUUCUUCUUCAUCAUCAUCUUCUUCUUCUUCGUACUAUGAAUCUUUGAAGAUUUUGGAAGCUGAUGUUCAACACGCUAAUUCUUUGGAAGAAGCAAUUCCAAUGGGGAAGAACAAUGUGCGGCUUCAGAUGAAGUUGGCUUUGGGUUAUCUAAGAAACAAAGGGGACAUUGAGAAACUCUUCUCCAAGCAGAUAUUUGAUACUGCGAUUCAUUUUGCGGGUCUUAAAGCUGUGGGUGAGAGUGUUGGCAACCCUCGCCGCUACUUUGACAAUAACUUGGUUGGAACAAUCAAUCUAUAUGAGACCAUGGCAAAGUACAACUGCAAAAUGAUGGUGUUUUCAUCAUCUGCAACUGUUUAUGGACAACCUGAAAAGAUUCCAUGCAUGGAAGACUUUGAAUUAAAGGCUAUGAAUCCUUUUGGUCGUACUAAGAUUUAUAAUCGUGAAAGUUGGCUCUAUUGUGAUUGAUACCUUGAAAAAAGUAUUGGUGAGGAUCCAAAAGGCAUCCCCAAUAAUCUCAUGCCUUACAUCCAACAAGUGGCCGUUGGACGUUUACUGGAACUCAAUGUCUAUGGACAUGACUAUCCCACCAAGGAUGGUAGUGCGGUAAGAGACUACAUACAUGUGAUGGAUUUAGCAGAUGGCCAUAUCGCUGCGCUCAGGAAGCUAUUUGCUGAUCCAAAGAUUGGUUGUACUGCUUACAAUCUAGGCACUGGUCAAGGAACGUCUGUGUUAGAAAUGGUUGCAGCUUUUGAAAAAGCUUCCGGCAAAGUAAUAACGGAAAAUGAAUUCAGAAGGGUACAUAGUUUGUAAUGGUUGUUUAAAAUGGUGAAACAAAAACAACAUUUGCAGAAAAUCCCGAUCAAGCUUUGUCCGAGAAGGUCAGGAGAUGCAACAGGAGUUUAUGCUUCAACAGAGAAGGCUGAGAAAGAACUUGGCUGGAAGGCAAAAUAUGGAGUGGAUGAGAUGUGCAGAGAUCAGUGGAAUUGGGCAAACAACAAUCCAUGGGGUUACCAGAAGAAGCUUUGAAUUUACUUCCUUUUUUGGAUUUACCAUUUCUAAUUACUCAAAUCUAUUGUGCUUUAUAUUCCACAUGUAUCGAACUGGUCUCUUACCGUGACAUCUUCAUUGGCCUUUAAUGCUUGAGCAA
Molecule: messenger RNA, 1440 nt
Organism: Arabidopsis lyrata subsp. lyrata
Lineage: Eukaryota; Viridiplantae; Streptophyta; Magnoliopsida; Brassicales; Brassicaceae
Product: bifunctional UDP-glucose 4-epimerase and UDP-xylose 4-epimerase 1
Exons: 8
Coding region: 270-758 (162 amino acids)
Biological process (GO): rRNA processing
Cellular component (GO): cytosol
Molecular function (GO): RNA binding
Source: RefSeq, a predicted model, not a curated record